AUGUUGGGAUCAAAUGGCAAUUAUAAGAAAUUUGUUGGACUCAAGACCUAUAACAAGAAUCUGAAGACAUUAAUAGCAAUCGGCGGUUGGAAUGAAGGCUCCAAAAGGUUCUCAAAACUAGUCGCUUCUCCUGAACUCCGACAGACUUUUAUCAAUAGUGCCCUUAAAUUCUUGAGAGAACACAACUUCGAUGGCCUCGACUUGGAUUGGGAAUAUCCCGGUUUCAGAGAUGGCAGCUCUUCGGAUGACAAACAAAAUUAUGCCACUUUUAUCAGAGUAAGC
Molecule: messenger RNA, 282 nt
Organism: Medioppia subpectinata
Lineage: Eukaryota; Metazoa; Arthropoda; Arachnida; Sarcoptiformes; Oppiidae
Source: the annotation of a GenBank genome assembly